Messenger RNA from Tripterygium wilfordii, 624 nucleotides. Its product is annotated as upstream activation factor subunit UAF30-like. Bases 172 to 474 code for a protein of 100 amino acids. The transcript has 3 exons. The record is from RefSeq and is a predicted model, not a curated record. Lineage: Eukaryota; Viridiplantae; Streptophyta; Magnoliopsida; Celastrales; Celastraceae. Gene Ontology annotation, cellular component: nucleus.
UGAAUACAUUGCCCUACCCCUCCGACCAGGUCGUGCUGGCACUCUCAUUCUCUGUUCUGCAACUCGAUCGUGGACUACAGUGAGAGUACAGACUGCAGAGUUCCCUGAAUUUAGCUUAUUCUCGAUCAUAAGCGUCAAUUUUUAUUCUCAUCCAGUAUAGGCUCUGGGAAAAUGCUGCCACAGGGGAUGAAGAAAGCUUUCACAGACAAUCCAAGGAAGGUCGCCAACUUGAUUGACCUUGUAAAUCUUCCAUCAACGCUUAGAGAGUUUGUUGGGCAGUCACAGAUAUCUCGUUUGGGCUGUUUCAUGCGCGUCUGGUCAUACAUCAAGACAAAUAAUCUCCAGGAUCCAAACAACAAAAAUGCGGUUAAUUGUGAUGAGAAGCUAAAGAGUAUUUUGUUGGGCAAGCCUCAGGUUGAGCUGGCUGAACUCCCAGCACUGAUUAAACUGCACUUUCCUAACGAGAAAAAAUAGUGAUUUUGAUGUUGGAGGUUCCUCUCUUGUUCCGAAAUAGUCUAUUUUUCAUUGUUGCAUUUGUAAUAUACUAACUCCUUAAUGUUGUAACUUGGGGAAUCAAUGCGCUAUCACUUGCCAACUUGUGAAAGAAUCCACCCUUAUCCAGCA